AGAGAGAAGGGGAGGGGUGGACUGUAUUGUUCUUCUGCAGGGAAAAAUAGGGCUAUCAGUUCCACUCAGAUAACCCCCCACAACGUCAUUGGCCCUCUGGCCACGCCGUGACCCCUGGGGCCUGAACUGGGUGGUCAUGUGACUGGGGCUGAAAGUGACCAGCAGGGCCACGGUGGGAGGAGGAGGAUCAGAGGCAGCCAGAGCUGGAGAGGAGAGGAGAGGGGAGGAGAGCGCAGGGGAGAGAAAGCUGGACUGAGAAGAGGCAGGGAGAGAGAGACAUGAGGCCUAAGCCCUGCUGCUCCAGGAGGAUACAUGUAUGAAUGAAUGGCAGUGGGAUCGGAAGAGACAUGAGAUGGAUUCAUGGGAAGAUGACCAGGCUGAGCAGCGCUCCUGUCUCAUUUGUGGAGACCGCGCCACAGGACUGCACUAUGGCAUCAUCUCCUGCGAGGGCUGCAAGGGCUUCUUCAAGCGCAGCAUCUGUAAUAAACGCGUGUACCGCUGCAGCCGCGACAAGAACUGCGAGAUGUCCCGCAAGCAGCGCAACCGCUGCCAGUACUGCAGGCUGCUCAAGUGCCUACAGAUGGGCAUGAACAGAAAAGCAAUCAGGGAGGAUGGCAUGCCAGGAGGAAGGAACAAAAGCAUCGGACCUGUUCAGAUUUCCGAUGAGGAGAUCGAGCGAAUAAUGUCUGGGCAGGAGUUUAAGGAUGAGGCCAACAUGCCGGAGCACACCUGGGGAAACAAUGGCGACAGCGAUCACAGUUCCCCUGGCAACGGCGUCUCCGAUGGCAACCAGCCCUCUCCUGCGUCUACGCUAUCCUCAAAUCGCUCAGUGGAGCUGAAUGGCUACACAGCAGCUUUGAGAGAGCAGUACAUCGGCAGCGCAGUGGCCCAACACUACCAGUUCCUUCCACACCUGUUUGGAUACACAGCACAGCCCCGCAGCCUGUACCCUCAGAGUCAUACCCUCAUCAGCCAGCUGGUGGCAGCAGAGGAACUGGCCCCACUGGGCACACCCAUGCUCAUAGAGGACGGGUAUCGGGUGACCCAGGUGGAGCUCUUUGCUCUCCUCUGUCGUCUGGCUGAUGAACUGCUCUUCAGGCAGAUCUCCUGGAUCAAGAAGCUGCCGUUCUUCUGCGAGCUCUCCAUCGAGGACUACACGCGUCUGCUGAGCGCCACCUGGCAGGAGCUCAUCCUUCUGGCCUGCCUGACCGUCUACAGUGCCCAGAUCCUGGGUGACCUGGCCAACGUCACUGAUAAAUACACACCGUCCGAUGAUGAGCUGCAGGGGUUCAGUGAGGAUGGUAUGGAGGUGAUGGAGAAGCUGAUCUAUCUGUUCCGCAAGUUCCACCAGUUGAAGGUCAGCAAUGAGGAGUAUGCCUGCAUGAAGGCCAUCAACUUCCUGAACCAAGAUAUCCGAGGUUUGACGAAUGUGUCCCAGUUGGAGCAGCUGAACAAGCGGUACUGGUAUGUGUGCCAGGACUACACUGAGUACAAAUACCCUCACCAGCCCAAACGCUUCCCCGAGAUCAUGAUGUGUCUCCCAGAGAUUCGCUGCAUCGCAGGGAAGUUGGUCAACGUCCCUUUAGAGCAGCUCCCCCUGCUGUUCAAGGCAGUCCUGCACUCCUGUAAGACCAGCCUGAACAAUUACAGGACAAGCUCCUCCCCCUGUGUGACGAAGGGUACCGCCCCUGCCAACUAAGCCCGCCCCCCUCUGACCUAAGAAGCGACCCUUCUCACCUACAAUUGCACGGGGGGCGGGGUGCUGGAGGUGUUGCUAUUGGGGGCGGGACUUCUGGUACCCCUGCCCCCUCAUUGAAUGUGACUAGCAGCUAUUUUAUACUUCUUUUUUCCUCUCUAUCUCUCUCUCUAUUUAUUACCAGACAGAGCUGAAUGUAUACUAAUCCACACUGUGCCCGUUCCAAUCCUGUUUGUACGGGAAAUGCACAAAAUCCGCGGCAGAGUUUUCUGCUCGCUAGUCCGAGUGCAGGAUGUGUUCGUGACGCCACUGCUAGGAUUAGAGUUACAGUUGUUACAGUUUUAUUUUGUUGUUUUGUUUGUUUUCUGAUGGGGACGUAGACAUGUGGGAUGAAGUGUGUUUGUAUAGACUACCUCAAUGAGACCAAUCCCUCUCUCUCCAGAUGACGUAGGUGGGCUGAUUUGUGUGUGCUGCACAUAACACACCCUUGUACUGUAAAGCCUGCAGGAGAGAGACGGAUGGUCAGUAGUCAUCAAGACCCUUUGUCAUCAGUAAGACGGGGGGGUUAAGUACAUCCCAUAAUCGUAGACUGGGGAUGGAAGACUUUACUGGAGAGCUGCAUACAGUUUAUCUGUUAGCGUGUUUCUUUUGAUGUUGUGCUUUUUUUUUUUUUUUUUACACAGUGUUAUGUAAAGGUGGUGGGGAGUAAGUGAACCGUUCCACAAGUGGUGGUAGAACAAAUCCAGAACCAUAGGCAUACUACUAAGGGGAAAGAGAGAAAGGACAGCAGCUUCUGUCACAGCAACACUGAACCUGAGCUCACAACAGCAACCAUGCAACUGCUCACUAUACAGAGACCUAGAAUAGCUCAUUCUGCUGAGAUCUUCAACAGCUGAUUCUGUAGCUGUCCUGAACUGAUCAUUAUGAAGGAUUUUAGAAUAUUUAGACAGCUCUAGAACAGCAGUUUGGGUUUUCUAGAACACUUGCAAAUGUCGCAUUUUAGAAUAGCUAAUGCUGAGGUCUUAAAUAUAGUACAUUUUUACAAGUUCUGGAGGCUCUUAUAGUGCAGAGCAUUAAAGCAACACAUUGUGCUGAGUUCUAACAUAGCCUGUUACAUAAACCUUAUGUGUAAGUAUGUUCUCAAUGGCUUUUCCAGGCCUUUUGAGACUAUUACUAAUGCUGACUUAUCAACAGGGCAUUCUGUUGGCAAGUAAAAAGUGGUGAAGAUGUUCAGCAGUUGAAUUGGUGGUGACGUGUUAUGGUGCUGUGUGUGCCCCUCUCUCACAAGCUCCUCACCUUCAACUGGACUGAUCUUUUUAAAACAGGGUAAAUCUACCGAUUUAUAGACUUCUCUCAACAUAGGUUGAUCUCAGGUAUCACAACAAUGAUGCUAGUUUUGUAGUUUGUAGGUUCUGGACAUUGUAGGUCCUUUUUAGAUUGUGUUUUUUUUUGUUUUUGUUUUUUGUCUUAUUAUUCAGGAAAGAGGGGAGUGUUGUUUUUUGAAGGGUGUUUAUGAAAUUAAAUGAUCAAAUGCAAAAAAAAAAAAAAAAAAUUACCACUAACCCAAUAAAAAAGAAAGUAACGUGGCCAUGACACAUUUAGUCUGGCUUUAAUGGGGGACUACCCCGGCCGGCCUUGGGAAUGCAUGAGGUAUUUUGUUGCUGUUGUCGAGGCACCGUCGGUCACGCUCCCUCUCAACUCUCAGUUCAAACAUUCCAAAAAAUCAUUAGAUUUUGCGUCGAGUGAUGUUUACAUAUUUUUGCACCAGACAAUGACAAGCGGCGGGCCAUGCCAAAGAUGCGUGUUCGCUUGGUAAUGCCCCCCACUCCCCGUCCCCCACCCCAAGGCCUCUCGAGUGCAGCUAAAAUCAGAGCGGUAACACGUGGAGACAAGUUAGGAUUUUGGCUUUUGGUGUUUGUAGCAUCAUAAGCGCAGGUGACAGGAGUAUUCAGCCAGAAAAUCUGAUGUAGAGUUUUUUUCCGUUUUUGCUUGAAUGUAGAAAGCAGAUCAGCUAAGACGCGUUUGGAGUCUGCAGCUUUUGCUUCGUUUUGUGUCUUUAUUUUUGCGCUGGGCUGGAGCUACAAGGCUAAUGUGGCUAACAGUAAUAGAAGCUUUUGCCAAUGUCAGUUUUGUUGUUAAUAUUAUAACACACUCACCUCAAACAUAACAAAUAGGACACAAAUAUGGGUAACACUUUUAAAAAUGCUGCUACUGUUUUUAUUCUGUUACUGAGUUUAUUAGCUGGCUUAGCCUUGAGCUCCUUAAGCUCUUUCGUAAGAAUAAAUAGAUGCAGCAAACAGCAAAUGAAUGUUCUUCACGUUUUGGCUGAUGAGCUUUGAGGGGUUUAAGCAUUUGAAGUAAAGGAAAUAUUGUAUUGAUUGGAUUUUUUUGCCGAAGUGUUUCCUAGAAUAUAUUUUUAUUUUUGCUGAUCAGAGUCUAUUGAUUGUACCAUGUUUUGAUGUACCAAGACCAAAUGCUACCAUUGUUUCCAUCCACCACAUCAUGUGUCCUUAAGUGUGUUUAGGAGCUGCCUGAAUUGCAGUUUCUGUCAACUCUUUUUCAUCCCGUCUUAAGCGUUUUGCCUCCAUUUGUUGUUUUUGUCAUACCUUAUUCCAUGUUUACUCUCAUAACUAUUGUUAAUGUUCCUUUAUUUUUUAUUUUUUGUAUUUCGCUACGGAGUGAAGGCCUCUCUCACUGUUUGUCAGAGCUCGUUGUAUUUUGGCUUUUUUUUUUUGUGAGGCGUCUCUCACAAGCCACACUGGACCCGUCCUAAAACUGGGCUUCACUCAUUCAGGUUGAGUUGUUGCGCUUGUUAGAGCUUGUAAGGCUCUCACUUGUGGCAUGCUACUUCAUCUGUAGCAAGAAAACACAAAACCAAGAUGUUUCUGAUCAAAAACAUUUCCAGUCAUGGCCAUUUAUCCUAAGCCUGUUUUGCGUUUCAGUGUAGUUCCACUGCAUUUUUUCACCUAUUAUACACUCCAACGUUUGCGUUCCUCUUUAAGAGAGAGUGUUUCUCUAAGCACUCCAUAGGUCUAACCAGAGGGCUAUUGUGUGGAAAUGUCCAGGCAUCCACAGUGGAGGUUUAUCAGGACGUUCUCUGUGGAGAUAUUUUCCAAAGCUCAGGGAUUUUUUUCAUAAUUUUCUUUUGUCAAUCAGAGACGCUUCACAAAGACCCCAAUCAUGCUCGGCCGCGACCUUUCCUGACCUCUCGGUCUCCACCGAUUAAAGAUGGUGCUCUCGUAGACUGCGGCAGGAGAAUGAAAAGGUGGACGAGGGCGUCCACGGUGGAAAGGCAGCUUUGAAACUUCACGCAAACAUAUGGUCUCGCUACAUUGAAAUCAGUUCUUCCAUUUGCAGAUGCCACUUCUUCGAAAGCCUUCACCUUCAGCUUAAACACUUCUGAAUGAUAUGUAUGAUUCACAGACUUCACUGAGCUUGAAGCUGUGUUAUCUGACCUCAAAAAUCUCUCUGAUUAGAGGGUCUUACACACAUACACACACACACACAUAUACAUAAAUAAAUACACAGUGGCAUGCACGGGUUUGGGCACGCCUGCUCAAAAGAUCUGUUGCUGUGAAUAGUUAAGACAUGAUUUAUUUCAUUUAAAAAGUUAAAGAUGGCAUUCACUUUAUGUAUACUUUAUUACUUUAAGCAAGAUUGCGUUUUGAUUGCAUCUUUUAUUGUUUUAAAUUACAAAAAAAAGGCGACGAUGCAUGAUCCAUCCACCCCCAUGCUGAACAGUUUAACAGAGCUUUUGACCAGGUUUGCCCAAACCUUUGCAGUGCACUAUGUACAGAUAUCCUCCCAAAACUGCAUUUGUAUUUUUUGUACUGUUUUUUGUUUUUCCUUCUUUUGUGUUUUCUACAUUGAAACUACCUCUUUUUUGUCACCAUGUUGCGUGCUUUCAUUACGAAAAAGUAUUACUCUUUAUUUAUUGGUUUCAUAGCGCCGGUCACCCUCUUUUUUUUUGCUCAGUAGCUUCAGUCAGGUGUUCGGCAGGUGCGCCGGUACACAGUGGCUGCCGCUGAUCACCUGACAUGGUUUCCAUCCACUGAACAUCAUUAGCUGCUGCAGGCAAUACUGGCAUUUUAGACAUUUUAUGGCUCCAUUCUGUCCGUUCUGUGUAUCGAGGAAGAUUGUAUUUUUCUCAGUGCAAUGUUUCUUUAAAUGACCAGUAUUAUAUUUGUUGUUGUAAACACUUUUUUUUUGUGUGUGUGAAUUAUUUUCAUUAAGAAUGUAAUUCUUGUCAUGACUGACACUGUUUUGGCGAUCGCUGUUUACAGACGUUUGUUUUUCUUUGUUGUUGUUUACCCACUAAUCAUUGUAAUGCUGUGACACUUUUCAGCCAAUCAGUUUUCUUUCGCUUAAUUGUUACGGGUAUGAACUGAUUGGUCUUUCUGAGACUAUCAAAAAAAAGUGCUGUCAGUUUUACACAGAGACUUAAUAGCUUGUGGAGUUUAUUCUCUUUUUAAAUUCUCUUUGACUUGAAGGGAAACUCUAAUGAGACACGAUGGUGAAUGUCGGGCUUUAAACCAAACCAAAUGGAGCCAGAUGAGGAGAUUCAUUAACAUAGCUGGUAUCUCAGGGAACGGACGCACUCUAGAUUUUUUUUUUUUAAUUCACACACACACCAUUACUGAUAAAAUUAUUAAGAGUGUUUGUUGCCCCAAACCGAUCAUACUCAUAUAAAAAAACUAAAAGGUCAACCAAAAUCAAACCUGGCAUGACCUUUCAGUUCAUGAUUUUACUCAGUUUGUGUAUUAUUUGUAGGAGUGCCGUCCGAAGUGCUUUUCCAAAGCUAUGUUUCUGUCCUCUCUUUCGUCUGCUCUUCUUACUUUAACUACCUGUGGAAAAAUAAUGUGACCCAUACGUGUUAUGAAAGCAUGUUUAGAAUGUUUUAGAACUUGAAACCAAAUAAAUGUGAAUCUUAUGCAACUGUGAAA
Molecule: messenger RNA, 6639 nt
Organism: Astyanax mexicanus (Mexican tetra)
Lineage: Eukaryota; Metazoa; Chordata; Actinopteri; Characiformes; Acestrorhamphidae
Gene: nr6a1a
Product: nuclear receptor subfamily 6, group A, member 1a
Exons: 9
Coding region: 317-1699 (460 amino acids)
Biological process (GO): regulation of DNA-templated transcription
Molecular function (GO): zinc ion binding; DNA-binding transcription factor activity; sequence-specific DNA binding
Source: RefSeq, a predicted model, not a curated record